AUGGAUAAUGGAUGUUACUCAUUAGAAAAAUUCUCUUUCAUUCCUCAUGAUGAAGGAAAGAUUCAGGAGCAACAACAAGAGCUAACUGGAUACCAUGACACCACCACCACCACCAACAACAACAACAAUAACAACGACAACUUUGGAGCGAAUAAAGAAUCGAAUCAACCCUCUUUAAUGUGGCUUGAUGACACCUUGGAUACAGAUAUUCUACCUCCUCUUUCUAGAAUAAGUGGUUUAUCCUCUAGUAGUAUGCAUCUAAUAGCAUCUAAUGAUGUAGAUUCACCAAAUGAUGAUUCUACUUGGAGUACAUGGUUAAAAACUUGUUCCUCGCAAUCACCAGCUACAGAUAGAAAAGCGAUUAAAUUCACUGGACAAUUGUCAGAUGCUGAUUUCUCUGUACAUCAUCAAGAACCAGAUUAUGCUCAUCAUAGACAUUAUUCACAUCAUCAUCAUCAUUAUCAUCAUCAUCAUCACCAACAGCAAAAUCAUAGUCAACAUCAAAGUAUAGAAAAGCAGAAUAAUUCUUUAAAUAAUGAAGAAGAAGAAGGAGAAGAAGAAGAGGUGGACCACCGGGAACAACACCAACCACAGCAAUCAUUCAAUGGUACUGAAGUUAAAGAUAAGAUGAAUUCAUUAGAAAGUGAUAAUGAAAAUCUUCCUCAUUUUCGUCAUAAAUAUCCUAGUCAUCAUCACCAUCAUUAUUAUCACCAUCAUCACCACCAUCAUCAUCAUCACCAUCAUCAUUUUCAUGCCAGUCAACAGUCCUGUACAACAAAUCGAAAUUCUCUACCGAAUGAUAACAAUAAUAGUAAUAAUAAUAACUUACAAGAAAACUGUAAAAAGUGUCGAUCAUUCCUAUCAAAGCAACACUGUUCUCUAGUGGAAACCAAUGCUGAUUUAAAUAACACUGAUAAUGCCUUUUUAAACACUAUAAAUCAUUUAGAAAAAAUGUUCAACUUAGAAUUCAAUGAUAUCUGGUGUGCUUCGCAUAAUCGUGUUAUUCAAUGGUUGAGUGAUGUUCAAAAUACUACUGUACAGAAUUCAGAUGAAUAG
Trichobilharzia szidati is the source of this 1056-nucleotide messenger RNA. The record is from the annotation of a GenBank genome assembly. Lineage: Eukaryota; Metazoa; Platyhelminthes; Trematoda; Strigeidida; Schistosomatidae.